AUACAACAUAGUGAUUCAGUAUUUUUAUAGGAAAGAAGUAUUCUAAAGAACCACCCGGUUUGUUGAGAUAACAGAAAUUCCAAGUUUAAAAUCAAAUUGUGCCAUGCUCACCCACUACCUUCUCAAAUAUAUAAAGUAACUUGGUUUCAGAGCCAGUUUGUGUCCUUAGUUUUUUCCCAGAGAUUAGGUAAGGUUUUUUGUUUUUUAAAACAUUAGUGGGUCUGUAGAUUUUGUGAAAAUAUUUUCAGUUAAUCUCUGAGUUCCCCAAAGCUCAAAAUGGCUAAACACCAACCACUGCUUAACUGGGUUGCUGUAAACAAAGCCCAAGAUGAAACCCCUGUGUAUUUGCUGCAGAUUCCCAGGUACCUCUCAAGUGCAGGAAUAAGCUCAGAAAAGGUUUAAUAAGUUUAUUAAGUAAUCAUCCGUUAAAAGGCUCAUGCACUACUUGUGUGCUGCAUUAGGACAAGUGCCUGCCUCCUUACUGCAUUUAGCACUGCUUGGAAGAGGGUGAACCCUAGGAUUUAGACCCCACUCAGAUGUUUAGGCAGAAGAAUUUUGUCAGGAAAAAAAGGUUGCAGAACUACAUAAAAGAUUAUCAAUCAGAAGAUAUCAGGCUAUUAUAUUUUUUCUGAUGUCUAAGAAGAAUAUCCUCAAGCUGAAGAAUGGAUUGUUUCACUGGUACUAUUGGACUAUUGCCCAGAAGAAAAGAUGUUUGGUUUUCACAAGCCAAAGAUGUACCGAAGUAUAGAGGGCUGCUGUAUUUGCAGAGCUAAAUCCUCCAGUUCUCGAUUCACUGACAGUAAACGCUAUGAAAAGGACUUCCAGAGCUGUUUUGGGUUACAUGAGACUCGUUCAGGAGACAUCUGUAAUGCCUGUGUCCUGCUUGUGAAAAGAUGGAAGAAAUUGCCAGCAGGAUCAAAAAAAAACUGGAAUCAUGUGGUAGAUGCAAGGGCAGGACCCAGUCUAAAGACUACACUGAAACCAAAGAAAGUGAAAACUCUAUCUGGAAACAGGAUAAAAAGCAACCAGAUCAGUAAACUGCAGAAGGAAUUUAAACGUCACAAUUCUGAUGCUCACAGUACCACCUCAAGUGCCUCUCCAGCUCAAUCUCCUUGUUAUAGUAACCAGUCAGAUGAUGGCUCAGAUACAGAGAUGGCUUCUGGCUCUAACAGAACGCCAGUGUUUUCCUUUUUAGAUCUCACAUACUGGAAAAGACAGAAAAUAUGCUGUGGCAUUAUCUAUAAAGGCCGUUUUGGGGAAGUCCUCAUUGACACACAUCUAUUCAAGCCUUGCUGCAGCAAUAAGAAAGCAGCUGCUGAGAAGCCGGAGGAGCAGGGGCCAGAGCCUCUGCCCAUCUCCACUCAGGAGUGGUGACUGAGGUUUAUGUAGAAGGGGAACAAAAAAUGAUUUAAAUUUUGGAAAACACCAACAAAAUGACCUUCCUAUUUUUAACUUGGAUAUCUGUUAUUCUGCCAAAAGAUGAUUUCUAGAAUAGUUUUGAGUGGGUUAUUUUCCCUCCAGUUCCACGAAGUCUGAAGCCAGUAUCUAGCUUACUAAAAGAAAAAGAAGUGUACAUAAUAUUUAAGAUGCUGAGUAUUUCAUAGGAAAGCUGAAUGCUGCUGUAAAGUGCUCUUUAAGGCUUUUUAAAAAAAUCCCCUUCUAAUGAAUGAAAUCAGGGGAAUUUCAGGGGACAGAGAUGGGAUUUGUUGUAUGAUAAACGUAUGUAGUUUUAGUCUUUCUAUAUUGAGAAGCAGUGGUUGGGGCAUUUUUUAAGAUGGCUGGCUACACUUGUUUUCCUUCGUUAUAAUAAAUUUGUCAUAACUCAGUAAACACAGACUUGCCCCUAGAGGUAGCUGUUAAUAACUUUGAAAUAUUAAGGUGUUGCCAAGGUUCUGAUGAUUCAAACCUGUACUACUGAAUAUUAAGCAGGACGGACUAAGCUCUCUAGUGCGAAUAUCGUGAAGGAGUAAUUUCUAAAUAUACAGAGGUAACUUGACUGUAUAUGUUGCAUCCUGUGUCACCUCCCUCCAUAUUGAUAUUUGAUAAAGUUUUUAAUUUAUAUGAAACUUCUAAAGCAGAAUCAAAGUUCCUCUUGGGGAAAUGUCAAAUCUUUAGGAUAGGCAAUCCUAUAUGAAUAGUACCAAAGCAUUACCCCUUGGUAGAGAAUGCACUCUAUUAAAAAUGUUAAAUUAUCUGAAAAAUAAAGUGUGCAAGUCUUCAGGAUGGCACAUGAAAAACACAAAGGUUAAUGCUUCUUGGGGCACAUUUCUUAGAGGGCUUGCAAGUGUGUAAAUAAUUUGUUUAUGUUACAUGACUGGUGACUUCAUUGAAAAUCUGCACAAUUCAGUUUUAGCUCUGGAUUACUUCGGUUGACCUUUGUGAAGGUUUUAUCUGUGUAGAAUGGUUGUUUGACUUGUUUUAACCUAUUAGGGUUUUGGGUUUUGGGUUUUUGUUUUUUAUUUUUCAUUCUAUAUUAAAGUAAAAUUCUACUAAAAGAAAAGAGGUGUGUGUUAAUGCUGAGUGGGUUGGUUUUGGUUUGGUUUCUUUUAGUCAGGCUUUCUGAACAUUGAGGUGUUAGAUGAUACAUCCUAAACGUGGAGCUCUUCAACUGUAAAACCUUCAUUAAAAGCCUUUUACUUGAACCCAAACCAAAGUACUAUCUAUUGCCUCUUUUCUAAAAGUUCAGGAAGAAUAUAUCAGCAGUUCAGACUUUUCAUAAUGCGGGAGGAUCAUUUGCCUACCUUGUAAUAACAUGACUCAGUGCUUAUUUUUAAAACUGGAUUUUAAAGAUUGGAUAGUAUAAGUAACAAGAAGGAGUGAGCCAAUUUUUAUGGGUACCCUAUAGUUUUAUAGUUCUUAAUCUAAACUUAAAAUUUUAUAUUUCUUCCUUUGGAAAAAACUACAAGCCACCAUAUGCACAGACUACAUAGUGAGUUGGGUCAGCUCUCCCACAGACUUUGAGGUGUAUUACCAGAAUCCCAGCCAUUAUCAUCUUCCUCCUGAGUUAUUUUGAAAUGGUUUUUUUCUCUCUCUGUUUUUUUUUUUGUACAUUUUGGCUGCAGUAUUGGUGGUAGAAUAUACUAUAAUAUGGAUCAUCUCUACUUCUGUAUUUAUUUAUUUAUUACUAGACCUCAACCACAGUCUUCUUUUUCCCCUUCCACCUCUCUUUGCCUGUAGGACGUACUGUACGUAGUCAUGCACUUUGUAUUAAUAUAUUAGAAAUCUACAAAUCUGUUUUGUACUUUUUAUACUGUUGGAUACUUAUAAUCAAAACUUUUACUAGGGUAUUGAAUAAAUUUAGUCUUA
Messenger RNA from Balaenoptera ricei (Rice's whale), 3306 nucleotides. It is a transcript of the gene SINHCAF, whose product is annotated as SIN3-HDAC complex associated factor. The record is from RefSeq and is a predicted model, not a curated record. The transcript is spliced from 6 exons. Gene Ontology annotation, biological process: negative regulation of cell migration. NCBI's taxonomy places the organism in Eukaryota, Metazoa, Chordata, Mammalia, Artiodactyla, Balaenopteridae. Bases 709 to 1374 code for a protein of 221 amino acids.